GGUUUGAUGGCCUCCGGAGGGGGCCUCGAAGCCAUUUUACGUAAUAAUUGGAGGUCCCUGGGGUGAAUGAUGCAAAGUCACUGAUAAGAGGUGAGACGGGAUGAGGCAGAGAUAGGAUUGUUCCGAGACACAAAGGAUGGAUUGGGAGUAGUGGCGGUGCAAUAUCGGUGAUGUCCGGGCCGGGCGUUGUCAGACGAUACAACAUGCGGGGAGACCCACGUGAAGUCUCAUCAUGUGAUAUAAACUCGUCAUGUUCGGACAAGCACCUAUCGUACCUCUUGAACUCCAGUAUUUGGUUAUCGACGCGAUCGACGCAGACGGCCCAACAUACCCUGAACCCAAUCUUCGUUUGCGAUGGCUGCGCACGGCUGGGAUCAGACCCUGUCACCUCCCCCUCCGUCUCGUCUGCUCAAGCUGGCAUGACUACACCUCGCGGCUUUUCUUCGGACUCUUCAAACACAUCGUUCUACGCGGCGACGACCACGCAGUGCGCUUUUGUGCGCUUGUGCGCGCCAGUCCGCGUGCGGCGAUACUUGUGCAAAGCCUCGUCGCGAUCCACAGACUGUCGGUCACAGCGGGCUUGGCAGAUCUCCUGUCCGAGGACAUGCAACGGCGCCUCCCGAGCCUGCGCUCGCUCAAAUUCCAGCACCCGCAGUUCUCGGCCAUCCCGCGCGAGAAGCAGAUGGGGACCUGGGCCCAGUUAGAGCAGGUGCGCUUCGACGGGCGGUUCGUCUUCGAGACCGCGGACGGCCUGUGGGACUGGGUUGCGCUCUUUGCGGGGUGUAGAUCGCUUUCUUUCGCGGGGCGGAUCUGGAACACACCAAUCCCGAAAGGAGUGGUACCACCGUCCGACCCUCCGCGCGUCCACCUGCGGUCUCUGAGCUUCAUCGCGUCGUGGACCAUCGAGCAGGUGGUUCCCGCAGCGUUGGCCUCCCCGAAUCUCCGCGUCGAUAAGCUGACACUCGUCCUCUACGACCCUUCCUGCUUCACAUCCCUUCUCCGCGUCCUCUGCUCUAAGCUCCAAGAGCUGAGGCUCUCGCGCGCCAACUUGCGCGACGCAACCCCGCUACCACUGGCGGAUGGCUGCUGCACCGAGCUACACACGGGCACCCUCAAUCUCUUGAGGCUCGAUACGCAGGAGAUGGCUCUCGUGCUAUCUGACAUCCAAAUGGCCAACGUCGAUCAGGUGACACUCAUAGCACAGUCCUGGGGCGAACUGGAUACGCUGCUCGCCGGAACUGUCGACCGUGUCUGCAUCUACUUGCCCAUCUCUCCGGAUGAUGCAGAAGAUCCGGGGCAGCUCGCGUUAGAGGAUGCCCUGAAAGCGUGUAUGCCUCAGCUGACUGAUCUCGGUGCUCUCCAGUUUGGGCCAAGAGAGGAGAAGCUGCCCUAUUUCAGUGUGUGGACCUGACAGUGACAAAGGCGCUUAUACGAUUA
Mycena citricolor is the source of this 1437-nucleotide messenger RNA. The record is from the annotation of a GenBank genome assembly. NCBI's taxonomy places the organism in Eukaryota, Fungi, Basidiomycota, Agaricomycetes, Agaricales, Mycenaceae.